Molecule: messenger RNA, 11708 nt
Organism: Morone saxatilis (striped sea-bass)
Lineage: Eukaryota; Metazoa; Chordata; Actinopteri; Moronidae
Gene: ago2
Product: argonaute RISC catalytic component 2
Exons: 20
Coding region: 225-2837 (870 amino acids)
Biological process (GO): regulation of DNA-templated transcription; regulatory ncRNA-mediated gene silencing
Cellular component (GO): RISC complex
Molecular function (GO): endoribonuclease activity, cleaving siRNA-paired mRNA; protein binding; RNA binding
Source: RefSeq, a predicted model, not a curated record
CUCGGCUCCCGUUUUGUGUGUUGGGGGGAUGGGGCCGUGCCGAGGAUGAGACACUCCGAAUAUUUACCACUUGGCUAACUAAAUAUCUUAAUUUCCUAACUGGGCUUCAUCUAUCGCUCUUGUAGAUAUAAAUACUUUUCGACCACGUAUGAGUUUGGGUGGAAUUUGGCCAAAAUAAGUGGAGUAUCUGUACGUCCACGACACACGCUUAAAAAGUCGACAAAAUGUAUUCCUCUGCUGGAGCUUCUGAGAUGCUUGAGGGACCCCGUUCCUCUGGGUCAGCAAGCUCUGAACCCCCAUCUUCCCCAGUGCCAGAAUAUGUGUUCAAGCCACCAUCGCGGCCGGACUUCGGCACCAUGGGCAGGACAAUCAAGCUCCAGGCCAACUUCUUCGAGAUGGAAAUCCCCAAACUGGAGGUCUACCAUUACGACAUCGACAUCAAGCCUGAGAAAUGCCCCAGGAGGGUCAAUCGUGAAAUCGUGGAGCACAUGGUCCAGCACUUUAAAACACAAAUCUUUGGGGAUCGAAAGCCAGUGUAUGACGGGAGGAAGAAUCUCUACACUGCCAUGCCCUUGCCCAUAGGCAGAGACAAAGUGGAGCUUGAGGUAACCAUUCCUGGUGAAGGCAAAGACCGCAGCUUCAAAGUAUCCAUCAAGUGGGUGUCUUGCGUCAGCCUGCAAGCUCUGCACGAGGCACUAGCAGGACGGUUACCCAGCGUCCCCUUUGAGACCGUCCAAGCCUUGGAUGUUGUCAUGAGACAUUUGCCCUCUAUGAGGUAUACCCCAGUGGGCCGCUCUUUCUUCACUCCUUCAGAGGGAUGUUCUAACCCCCUUGGAGGUGGCAGAGAGGUGUGGUUUGGAUUCCACCAGUCUGUCAGGCCUUCCCUUUGGAAAAUGAUGCUCAACAUCGAUGUUUCGGCCACCGCAUUCUACAAAGCCCAGCCUGUAAUUGAGUUCAUGUGUGAGGUCUUGGAUUUCAAAAGCAUUGAAGAACAACAGAAGCCCUUAACAGACUCUCAGCGAGUGAAAUUUACAAAGGAAAUCAAAGGCCUGAAGGUAGAGAUCACUCACUGUGGGCAGAUGAAGAGGAAGUACAGAGUGUGCAACGUGACCAGAAGACCAGCCAGCCACCAAACGUUCCCCCUGCAGCAGGAGAAUGGCCAAACUAUUGAAUGCACAGUAGCACAGUACUUCAAAGACAAGUACAAGCUCAUCCUGAGAUACCCCCACCUCCCUUGUCUACAGGUGGGGCAGGAGCAGAAGCACACCUACCUCCCUCUAGAGGUGUGUAACAUAGUGGCAGGGCAGCGCUGCAUCAAAAAGCUGACUGACAAUCAGACCUCCACUAUGAUCCGUGCCACUGCCCGAUCGGCACCAGACCGUCAGGACGAGAUUAGUAAAUUGAUGAGGAGUGCAAACUUCAAUACUGACCCCUAUGUUCGUGAAUUUGGAGUGAUGGUGAGGGAUGAGAUGACAGAAGUGAAUGGCCGUGUUCUACAGGCACCUUCUAUUCUAUACGGAGGCAGGAACAAAGCAAUAGCCACACCAAUUCAAGGAGUUUGGGACAUGAGGAACAAGCAGUUCCACACUGGCAUUGAGAUCAAGGUGUGGGCCAUCGCCUGUUUUGCGCCACAGAGGCAGUGCACUGAACUCCUGCUCAAAGCAUUCACAGAUCAGCUGAGGAAGAUCUCUAGGGAUGCAGGGAUGCCCAUCCAGGGUCAGCCUUGCUUCUGUAAGUACGCCCAGGGAGCAGACAGCGUGGAGCCCAUGUUCCGGCACCUCAAGUACACCUACCAGGGCCUCCAGCUGGUGGUCGUCAUCCUACCAGGGAAGACGCCUGUCUACGCUGAGGUGAAACGUGUGGGGGACACAGUACUUGGCAUGGCCACACAGUGUGUGCAGGUAAAGAAUGUUCAAAAGACAACACCUCAGACCCUCUCCAACCUCUGUCUGAAGAUCAAUGUGAAGCUGGGCGGUGUCAAUAACAUCCUCCUACCGCAGGGCAGGCCGUUAGUGUUCCAGCAGCCAGUGAUAUUUCUUGGUGCAGAUGUGACUCAUCCGCCUGCAGGGGAUGGAAAAAAGCCUUCCAUCGCUGCUGUUGUUGGUAGUAUGGAUGCCCAUCCCAGCAGAUACUGUGCCACAGUUCGGGUGCAGCAGCACCGUCAGGACAUCAUUCAGGACCUGGCCACCAUGGUGAGGGAGCUGCUCAUCCAGUUCUACAAGUCCACCCGCUUCAAGCCCACCAGAAUCAUCUACUACCGCGAUGGCAUCUCUGAGGGCCAAUUCAACCAGGUUCUUCAGCAUGAGCUGCUGGCGAUCCGUGAGGCCUGCAUAAAACUAGAGAAGGACUACCAGCCCGGUAUCACCUUUGUGGUGGUGCAGAAGAGACACCACACAAGACUCUUCUGUAUGGACAGAAACGAGAGGGUUGGGAAGAGUGGUAACAUUCCUGCAGGCACCACAGUGGACACCAAAAUCACUCACCCUUCAGAAUUUGACUUCUACCUUUGCAGUCACGCUGGCAUUCAGGGUACCAGCAGGCCGUCUCAUUACCACGUGCUCUGGGACGACAACCACUUCUCUUCAGAUGAACUGCAGGUCCUGACCUACCAGCUAUGCCACACCUAUGUGCGCUGUACCCGGUCAGUUUCCAUCCCAGCACCAGCUUACUACGCCCAUUUGGUGGCUUUCCGGGCUCGUUAUCACUUGGUGGACAAAGAGCAUGACAGUGCCGAGGGCAGUCAUACAUCAGGCCAGAGUAACGGGCGUGACCAACAGGCCUUGGCCAAGGCCGUUCAGAUCCACCAGGACACCCUGCGGACCAUGUACUUUGCCUGAGAGCACACAAACCCCAGGUUGGGGUGGGUGAGACCCCACUGAUGAAACACACUACCCCUCGCUGUCUCGCUGUCAGCUGUAGAUAGCAUCACAGUGGUUUCACAUCGUGAUCUCCCUACCUAACAGACCUGUCAGUUACCCAUAUGUCUACAAUUGUACUUCAGCCCCUGACCCACCCGAACCAAGCCAGCUAUUAGACUGUAAGAUGCAAAAGAAUCCCUCUUUCUUGGGGUUUAAGCUGGAAGAGGUUUUAUUUACAUGUUGUGCAUUAGUGUGUGUUUGUAUUUGUUGUAGGGAAAUAUGUUGCAAAGUAUGAAAGGAAAAGGAAAAGUUCGUACACUGAUAGAAGAAAUCAACCAUUUCUAAACUAGUGGGCAGUAUCAUUAUACAUUGGGGUGAUUUAUAAUUUAGAAGAAGCAGUUCACCCUCCUCCUCCUGUUUCUAUCGUUUGUGAGGGUCUUGGUGCUUGAAGGGAGAAGGAUCAAAUUCAUCAAAAGAUGAUGUUCACUGUUUAUAUGCCUAAAGAUUUGCUCCUCUGACAAACAUUAUUUAUCAGCCAAUCAAAGCAAAGUGCACUGACCAGAAUGGGUACUUCAAUCAGGACAAAAGUACUUAAUAUAUUAAGGGUCGCGUGUGAUUUUUCACAUAGGGCACUAUGUGAUGAAAAGUGCCAUUUGAGACCACCUUUCUGUUGUCAUUUCUGUGUAAAACUAUGAAUUAUUAGGCCCACAUCUGCUGGGUUUUCAGUAUUUGUCCUUGAUUGACACUGAUGACCAUUUUAUGCCAAAUCUGGUGACAGCUUACUAAUGGAUUCUUUGCAUCAGAUUUGUUAUCAACCCUUGAACCAACACUUAGUUUAUUCUUGAUGAGGGCUCCUAGUGUUCAAAUAGAGAUUGAAAGAACAGCAAUUUUAUCCUUCUCUGCCUCUCUGGUUAGUCUGAACUGAAAGAGUUGCACCAUUAACCUAAUUCCCAUGCCGAGAAAUAGCAUAUUGGGACUGGUUCCCAACAAAGGACAUCUUUCUAAUGUACUCUGAGCCGUGUUGAUAAAGGACACAUGAUGUAGAAAUCAACAUAGAGGGGAAAUUGAUGAAAUCUUUUUUUUUUUCCCCUUCAUUUUUUUAUAGUCUAAUUUAAUUUCAAUCAUUUUUGUAAUGGAUAUGCAUGUAGCUGACUCAUGUUUUAGUAAUUUAGGCAUUUGUGAUACCUGUUUAUUUUUUCCUUUAUACACAUUAACCCUUCUUCUAUGUUUUAAUGUAUAUAGCAGCAGGAUAGUGUUUUCUGCAGUGUCUUUGUCAGAGCGGGAUAUUUGUGUGGCGUCUCGAUAUCCAGGCAUUCGGUACAGUGGAGUGAAAGCUGCAACAUUUUAGAGUUUAACUGAUUGAAAUUCCCUUCAAAACAAAAUAAUCUAGUGUUUUGCUCCAGGAAUUAGGAGCAGUCGUCGCACAAAAGCUUGGGUUUUAUGCAAAUGACUUUUUGUGAGUCUUUAUACUAUAUAGUAAUGUUGGUAAUAAGGUAUAUUUUGAAUAAGCUUUCAGUGGAGGCUGCUGAAAAUGUUGUAGAGAUUUUUUUAAAUGACUGGCCCACAUGUAGUCUAAAUUAACACUGUCUAUUUGUAUACAGAUUUUAAAUGCAAAUAUUCUCUUGCCUUCUAAGACUGUUACAGUCUUACUAAUAAUUUUAGACAUUUCCUAACAUCCCACUAAGUUUUACUACGAAGUUAAGCUGGCGAAUGUUCUCAUAGUCUUGAUUGGAGGCGAGUAGUCUACAUUUUCUAACUAUGCAUCAUUUUUAAUCAAGAGAUUUAGCAGUGGGGGUAUCUCACAUGAAUUUGGGUCAUUUAUAGAGGUAGAUAAUCAGGGCUUUUUUUGUUAUUAUUUUUUUUAGCAUGUUGCAUUUAGUAGCGUUUCUUAGUGCUUAUCAGCAUCUUCAUGCCUUUCUAACAGGAUGAAGUAUUUAUGUGGUCAUUUGUAACGUUGUAGAUUUUAUAGCCUGAAAAUUGGGUGUAUCCUUUGUAAACACACAAUCUUUCUUAGCCAAACAAGAUUACAAACUUUUACAUGAUUAAUAUUCAAAAGACAUGGAAGCACAAAAGGACAUCUUGAUUCUAGGUGCUAGAAGUUUUCACUGUAAACCACCUUAAAUCCUCACUGGACUGGUCAACAAGGCUUUUUACUUGUAUGUUAAAAAGAUGCUUCAUCACCUUGAGGAUCUUUUCUCUCCCUUUGACGACCUCUCUGUGUUACCCUUUUUACUCAUUACCUGUAAAGCAACUAGAAAUCCGACUGACUGUGUUUGUGGGGCAUUCUGAAAAUCACGUACUUGAUAUUUACUGUUAUGAUGUCAAUAUUGUUCUUAUCGGUGCUGGUCUCACAACAUGUAAAUUUGGAUGCACUUUUGAUAGCAGAACGUUGGUAUGACUCUAUAGAUGUGUGUUCCUCAAUCUAAGCAGGAGGCUCGGCCAUAAUGCGUCACACUGGUGUAAUUGUAUGGAAAUGGCCGUGUGUUCUACCUCUUGUUACCUGUUUAAGUGUUAUGGUAACAUCACACUGCUGGCCAUUUCUGUAUAAUUACCCCUGCUAUCUAUCUAAUUGGCAUUGUUUGAGUCUUGCAUUGACAGUAGGGGUUUUAAACGCUUGGUGUGCAUGACGGUGAACGCGCUUUGUAGUUGUGUGAUUUUUGCUCUUUUUUUCGUAAUUUUACUCAAAUUGAUACGAGAGAAUGUGUUUGUUUUUUGUAGUGGUUUUGAGCGUUGAGCUGUACGACCAAAUUCUUGAAGUGUGUUUGUAUUCACACACAGCUUUCCCUUCUUUCUUUCCUUUUUAUUCUAUGCACCAGUAAAAUGACAGAAUUCUUUUUUUUUUUUUUUUUGACACCUGAGAAGUAUAACAACAAAUGCAAAGCCCACAGGUAUGAUCAGUGCGUGUCCUUGAUUUGGAGAAAUUGUAAAUUUGCUCUAUUGGUGCUGUUAGUCAGGCUUUUCAAGUUACUUGCAAAUUAAAACAGAGAAUAAAUUGAAUCCACAUGAACAGGUUUUUGUAAGGAAUGCACUUCAGCAAGGCCUUUUUAGUCAGUUACAUUUCACAACAGAACGUUAUUACAUUUUUGAUUGUAUGUGAUCAUGCAUUGAUACUUUGAGUAUGAGGGUGACUUCAUCAGAGCAAAUGAAUUUUUCCGCUGUGUUUUAUGGAGACUGGUGUCCGUUUGGAGCCCUGUUGUUGGGUGUGUGUUUGGAAAUUAGAAUGUAAUAUGUCCUGACAUAUGGAAAGUAAGGAAGGGAACACGUCUCCUUAAUGAUGGUUUACAUCAAGGUGGCGUUUAAGGAGGCGGCUUUGUACUUGUUGUUACUGCUUCUUCGUGUUUUACAUUACCUUUACCAGCACCUUAAAAUAGUAGAUUACAAUGGCAUUGCUUUUCCUGGAGAUAAAACUCAAACAUUUGACAAUGUUGUUUUUGCACUAAACAAGAAUGGACUUUUGUAGCUGUUGCAGCAUUAAGAGUAUUCAUCAGGUGGCAGACUCCUUUUUUUUUUUUUUUAAUUUAGAAAGGAGCAGUUGGCAUCGGUGGCAUUUCAAAAUACAAGAGGCGCAGCCAACAGGGCCCCAAGGGCCUCGUGUGUGUGUGUGCGCCUGCUAGAAUCGGGAGGGAUUCUACCUAGCCAACCAGCAUUCGGCUUUUCAUCUUUCAGAAAUAUCCUCACGCCUUUUUAAAUGUUAAACGAAAGAGUGAGGCUUGUAGUUGCGUGUGUGGGUUGCCUUUGUACAGUGAUGUGUGAGAAAGUUGCUUUAUGCAAAACAAACUGACAGGUAUUGAAAAGAACCGAUUAUUACCGAUGAUUAACUAUAGACCGUACGAUUUCUGUAGAGACCGGGGGAUGCCAAAGUGCUGUGUGCGGAGGAAGCGUGCAAGGCAGUUCUGACAUGGUUACAGUCCCGGUUCAAGACUGCAACGCGCAUAGAAUAAAUGCGUAAAGUAAAGCCUCUUCAUGUGUCGGACACCACCAUGGACUAUACAUAUCAAGAUUCAGAAGAGGCUUUUUUUCCGUUUUACGUGAACCUGCUUGAUCAUGAUGAGCUAAAUCAAGAAUGUGUGGAACAAACAGAGGAAUACACGAGCCUGGAUGAAUGUGGCGCUACUUUACCGUUUAAUAGUGCCCAAGGUGCUUAGUUAGGUGUUCAAAACACCUGCAGUGGUAACCCUCAUGAAAUUACAGGAUACUUUCUUCUCAGAUACGUAACCUCAGUUUAGCUGUUUGUCCGUGUCUUUUGGAGUGGACACAGCAGGAUCUAGAAACGGCUGGUUUGUAAACUUAAAUGGCAUAUCAUAAGCUAAUUGAAUUGAUAGACAGUUCAUUUUAUUUUAUCGAUACCGGUUCUUUCUCUUUUGUAAGUAUAUAUGAUUUAGGGUUGAAUGAGGCUGAGAUAAAAAAAAUCCUCCUCGUGUAACGAUCAGCCUGUAUUACUUUUUAAAUUUUUUGCUUUUAAAUGGUCUUGGAAUAAAAUGAAUUCCCAGUUUCAACCUAUACACCAGUUUAUUCCAAACCAUUACCCUCUGUAUAGGGACAUCUCUCCUCUCAUCCGUCUCUUGUAGAGAAACUAUUGCUAAUAUAAAGAAACCUCUUGUAGAGUAGAACCUAUUUUCCUAGUUCCAAAUAAUAACAAUGAAUGUACUUAGAGCCUGCGUGGUUUGUAAUAUUGUAUAGGCUAUCCAUCCAGUACAUUUAUACUCAUGUUUGCUUCUUGUGUACAGCCUUUUUCCUUUUUCUUUUUGGUGUAUUUUUCUCCUAUUUAUAGGCUUUAAUAAUUGCAGAAAGUAUUAUGUUUUGUUCUUUUUAAUAUUUCAUAGGUUUCGAUCACGCCCACGUCACCGCUGAUAUCAUGAAUCUUUUCACUGAUUUAACAGGAGUUAUACAAGUCUACAGUUGAGAUGUCUUUCUCUAGAUGUUGGCUACUGUAGUUUUUAGGAGACAAAAACGUUUCACACUGGUGUAAAGAGUCGUCAUCCUUUCUGGCCUGGCGUCAUGCUUGUGUGAGGUGCUGUAUCAUAAGAGCUGUGUGUGUAUAUAUGAUGGUUGCUUUGGCGUGUGAUCUCGUUUGCUGUUAGAUUUUUUUGGCUUCCGCCUAAGCCCUCGAUCUGAUAUUCCUGUCUUUUGCAGAGUUGUCCUGUAAAAUCCUAAAAUCCUCCCCGAGUUCAGCUCACUAACUCAUUAGCGCAGUGCCACUUAAAAGCAAAGAAGCUAAGGUUUUUCGUUUGAGUGUUGCUUGUGUUCCUUACUUUUAGUGAUUGUAUUAAUACGCAGCUGUUUUUCCAGAUUUUAAAAGUCCCGUUUUAUGAUUUACAAGGCACUCGGCUGGCUUCAGCAAGCAUCGUUUUCCUAUUCCUUUAUAAACCUUUCUGAAGCAUCACUUUGUCCUUGACAGUCAGUCUUUAUCAUGCCAAUGUCCACCCAAUCACCUGUAGCCAUGUGACACUGGUGUGGUGUCCACAAGGUCUCUGCGGUUAGGGUUAGGCCUAUACUAUUGUUUUUAACUACAACUCUGAAUUAUUGUGUACAAAUUCAAAUGGGGUUCUGGCAGACGCGAGGACGGAACCGUUAUGCCUCAUGUCCACAGGAUGCAGCUGCGCCGUUUGUUUGGUCGCUAACCUGCAGAACUAUUGACAUUCCCAUCAGCCUCAGCUGUACUUGGUGUUAAAGUGCUAAUCACCGAAUCUUUAGCAUGCUAAAACGAAGAUGGGGACACUGGUUAACAUUACACACAUUACGUUAGCAUGUUAGCACCGUCAUUCUAAAAAGGUUAGCAUGGUGACUUUAGCUUUUUAGCUCAAAGUGCCGCUGUGCUUAAGGUCAGCCUCACAGAGCUUCAGAGACACAAGCUGCUCCGGCCAAAACAGACCCAAUGUCUAAGGGUAGCCGAGCACAGAAAUCGGGCGUGAGUGACGAUGGGAACCAGAAGUGUCUGGCGUCCAGCAAGCGACGCAGCGGCUUCAGGUGGACAUGUGGGAUUAAUCUGACCUUCUCACCCAACAAAACCAAUGCCAUCCAGCCGAUCUCCAUGCAUCCAAUCAUGCAAGACUCCUGUGGGUAUUUUUGUAUUUUCAAAGCAUUUCUAGUCUUCAGAAUGACUUGGCUUUUUAUUUACCAACUUGGAAAAAAACUACCUCAGAGCAGUGUCAGGUGCUAGCUAAUAUUAGCCCUAAUUUAUAAUAAUGGUAACAAAAAUCCAAAAUUGUUGUGACCAAACCAAUACAAGCCAAUAUCGUGUGAGAGCACUGUUCUUUCCUUUAACCUUAAUAAAUGGAAAACCAAGUAAUCAUGUAUGACUGGUUGGUUGCUUUAGUUGGUUACAUUUUAGGGGACCAAAUUUUUGUAAUUGGAGUCUCAUUGUUUCAAGUCCUUUAUUUUUUUUCAAACAGUGACUAAAACAACCCAGCACAACCUAGGACUCAUUCAUGUGGUGAAAUAGACUAAUCAUGACCGGACCAUAUAUGGACAGACGUGCCAUCGUACAGUAAUUGCUCUUCACUAUGACAAUGUGUUGAUAUUCCAGUAAAAUGGUGGUGAUUCUGAGGAAUAUUUGUUGUGGCGUUGAUGGUUUGUUGGAAAGAUGUUUGUACAGCAAUAACAUUGGUGUGUGGGCUGUGGAUUGUUGGUCAUCUGUUUGUCUUCACGCCAGUCUGUCCUCUUUACGUCGGUCAAGGCAACACUCAAUAAACAUUUUUAGACUUUUCGUUAGAUGGACAAUACUUUGUCUCCGUAUUUGGAACCGGCCUUUUCUGUUUUCGUUUUAGCAGAAUGUUGAAACAUUAAGGUUUCAUACUGGAUAGAGCCACUCCACGUGAUCAAAUGCCUACAUUUCUUUGCCGCGUCAACCCAGUACUGCAAUAAAACCGGGAUCCAAGUCCCUGUCUCGUACUCAGUUCAUUUCCACUUCUCCUACAAUUAGCCAGACUCAAGUCCGUUUUUGUCAAAGGUUUUAAGAUGUAGUUUUGCUUGCGACAAAUUACAAAGGGAAUAUACACAUUUGAACAUGCUUUACAAUGUAUCAGAGCAUUGUAAACUUCAACGAAAGGUACAUAUGAGGUUGUGUGGCAAUUAACUACAGUUUGUUGUAACUUUAGUCAAAACUGAAAACAUCCAGCGUGUUUGUAGUCCUUUUUAUGUGUGCCUUUUGUCGGAUCUCUCUAUUCUCCAUCUGCCCCAACAUUGGGUUUGUGAGUCCUUUUUAAACAUAAAAGGUUUUGACAAAAUCUGCUGCGCCACAUAAAAAAAAAAACGAAUUUCCAUUUUUAAUUAUCAUGCAACCUUGCGUGUAGAUGCUGCAUAGAACGAUCAGUAUUUGUGUUUUGCACUUUCAAAGCAGUCUCAAAAAAAGAAAUUGCCCACUUGAGGCUGGGCAGAAAGUAAAAAGAAAUAACUGACGAGGUAUUUUAUGCUAUCAAUAGGAAUUAUAAGGAAUAAUAUGACUUUGAAGAGCUUUUCUAAAAAGGUUGAUAUAUCUAUAUAUAUUCAUGAAGUACCUCAUAAGCCUGAUAUAUGCUGCAUUGACUUUUUUUUCUCUAGUGUACUUCAUAUUGUCCAAUAAAAUUUUAAUUUUCCCCUUUUGGGAGGUUUGAAUGUCACUACAGGCUGUGCACAUGCCACAACCAGUAAAUCUGAUCGAGUUCUGUUGUAACAAAAGAGUACGUUACACCUUGUGGCCAAAUGAUAAUGUGUCAUUUAUGCAAUUUAUACACAAAAUGUCAUCAGAAUAUUUCUCAGUUGUAGCCGCAACUGAGCACUAUUUCUGUGCUCUGUCUUUUUUUUUUUGUUUUUGCAUAUUCUCUGUGUCUGUGUAGCCAAAAAUAUCGGGUUUAGUUGACGAAGAGUUGACGUGCACCAAGCAUCCUGCAAGGCUCUGUGGUAUAACACGACUGUUGACUCAGGUAUUGUCGUGAAAGGGCUGUUAUCUGCUUACUGUGUCCCUGUCCCAAACUCCUCCCCCCCCCCACCUCCCCCCUGCACCUUUGUCUUAAAAUAGCCUUAGAUCUACAUGUGAGGUUCCUAUUUGGCCUUAAAAGUUGAACAAAUUAUGCACUACAAUUUCACAGACUUGACAGAGAGCUCGAUUCCCGUUCAGACACACACAUAUAUAUAUAUAUUUUUUUUUUUUUUUGAAGAGUUCAUGUCGUGUCAUUGCCAUGUUAUCUACCUCCUAUGAAUGUAGGGGCUGUCCUGGAGUUGUAGUCGACUGCAAAACCUUUUUUGAUUUUCUUGCUCAUUUAAGUGAAACAGACAAUCAUCUGUAGAUUCUUGAAAAAUAUAAGAUAUUCCCCUGUUCAUUCAUACAUAGAACUGAUUCCAGGACACUCCAUUUUCUUGAUGUUUUGUUUUUUUUCCCUCAUUGGCCAUUUUCAUUUUUAUACAUUGUGCUUUUUAUUUCAUUGUAAGCCAUGACGGAGAAGCAAAGUGACCAAAGUCUCUUGGCAAAGGCAGCCCUGCACAGCCGUGUGAAUUCAAACCUCCCUUCAUUUGUGUCAUUUUGAACUCAGUUUUGAGUUGUUGUUUUUUUUUUCUCUCUCUCUCUUUUCUCCCUUAUUUAAACCACGACAUGCCAAAACUGAAUUUGCUGUCAUUCCUGUUCUGGUGAGGGUCUAUAUGUUGCUGAUUUAAUUUGUUCACAUCCACUGCUAAGCUCCUUGUUCUUGUUGUUGUAAAGUUGUAAGCUUUGAUUUCUAUUUUACAUUUCCUCAUUUUUGUUAACAAUUAUGCUUACAGAACACAAGAUAUGCUGUAAACCCUGUUAGGACAUAAUGUGAAUACGUAUCACUUAAUAUAGUUCACUCUUUGGCUUGACUGUAAGUUGCGUUAAUUAAUAAAAAUGUUUAAAAAGUU